Molecule: messenger RNA, 1789 nt
Organism: Humulus lupulus (European hop)
Lineage: Eukaryota; Viridiplantae; Streptophyta; Magnoliopsida; Rosales; Cannabaceae
Product: stearoyl-[acyl-carrier-protein] 9-desaturase, chloroplastic-like
Exons: 3
Coding region: 212-1393 (393 amino acids)
Biological process (GO): fatty acid metabolic process
Cellular component (GO): chloroplast stroma
Molecular function (GO): stearoyl-[ACP] desaturase activity
Source: RefSeq, a predicted model, not a curated record
CGCCCAACAUUGCCUACUUUGGUUGCUUCUGUCUUCUUCUCUAUUAAUUAUCUCCCUCGCUGUGCCUCUCUCUCUCUCUCUCUCUCUGCUUUUCUUCUUCCUCUUCUUUGCUUUGCUAAGCUCAUAUCAUAUAAUCAUACACAUAUAUUAUCACAUACAUUGAUUCCCAGAGAAUUACAAGAGAAAGGACGAGUCUUUAAGGAUCAAAGCAAUGGCUCUCAGGCUUAGCUCCAUGAUCAACUUCCCAGCUCACAACGUCUCCUCUAAGCCCCACAAUCUCAGAUCUCCCAGGCCCUGCAUGGCCUCCACUCUCCACUCCAUUUCUAAAGAGACAGAAAAAGGAAAAAAGCCUUAUUCGCCCCCGAGGGAGGUACAUCUUCAAGUAACCCAUUCCCUGCCCCCUCAAAAGGUUGAGAUCUUCAAGUCGUUAGAAGGCUGGGCGGAGGAAAACAUUUUGGUGCACUUGAAACCUGUGGAGAAAUGUUGGCAGCCACAAGAUUUCCUACCAGAGCCGGAGUCUGAUGGGUUUUAUGAUCAAGUCAAGGAGUUAAGGGAAAGGGCAAAAGAAAUUCCUGAUGCUUAUUUUGUUGCCUUGGUCGGAGAUAUGAUUACUGAAGAAGCUCUUCCAACGUACCAGACUAUGCUUAAUACCCUAGAUGGAGUUAGAGAUGAGACCGGUGCAAGCCCUACAUCUUGGGGAAUAUGGAACAGGGCAUGGACUGCUGAGGAGAAUAGGCAUGGAGACCUUCUCAACAAGUAUCUUUAUCUCUCUGGAAGGGUAGAUAUGAAGCAAAUUGAGAAGACUAUCCAGUAUCUCAUUGGCUCAGGAAUGGAUCCGAAAACGGAAAACAACCCGUAUCUUGGUUUCAUCUACACUUCCUUUCAAGAGAGGGCUACAUUCGUCUCCCAUGGAAAUACUGCCAGGCAAGCCAAAGAGCACGGCGACCUGAAAUUGGCACAGAUAUGCGGCACAAUAGCUGCAGAUGAAAAACGCCAUGAAACUGCCUACACAAAGAUUGUGGAGAAGCUCUUCGAGAUUGACCCGGAUGGCACUGUUAUGGCUUUAGCUGACAUGAUGAAGAAGAAGAUAUCUAUGCCGGCCCACUUGAUGUACGACGGGAAGGAUGACAAUCUUUUCGAACACUUUUCGGCAGUUGCCCAGAAGCUCGAAGUUUACACUGCCAAGGAUUAUGCUGAUAUCUUGGAGUUUCUGGUGGGAAGAUGGAAGAUUGAGAACUUGAGUGGUCUUUCCGGUGAGGGCCAAAGAGCACAAGAUUUCGUGUGUAGAUUGCCUCCGAGGAUUAGAAGGUUGGAGGAGAGAGCUCAGGGAAGGGCCAAGCAAGCAUCAUUGGUUCCUUUCAGCUGGAUAUUUGGUAGAGAAAUCAAGAUUUGAAGUGCUGCUGCUGGGUUUGGUCACCAAUCAAUCACCCUGCCUAUCUCAUCACAUAUAGUACUAGCAACUCAGUAAUAGAUAAAGAGAUAGGAUAGAAUAUCCCUAUGCUGCAUUUCAACCUUUUUUUUUCUUUUUCCCUUUCUUUCUUUUGCUUCUUUCGUUGUCAGAUGGGUUUGGGAGUGCGAUGUGAUCAAGACUUUGUAGAUACUGUUUGUUUUUUCUGUUGGUUGUUAAAGAUCAACUGAAAAAGAGAACCAUGAAUACUUGUGUUUGUUUCAAGCUUUCUUAUUUCUUUUUUAUAGUCCAAAAUUUCUAAGGAAAAAAAAAAAGUGUUAGUACUUUGUAGUAGUUCAAGUUUACAAUUUGUGCCUUUAAUAAAAGAAUAAGCUUCUUCUA